CGGAGACUGGAGAGUGCUAGAGUGUAGAAAAGUAGAAAGCUUUUUAUCAGAAUCAGAAAGAACUUUUUAUUUACCCGUGUUCGACGGCUCGAUAGCCGAAAACCGUUUAAUUCGGUAAUAUGUUUCGCGAAACCGUCGGAAUGUUUAACGAAAAAAAUAUGAUGUGAUCGUAUAUUGUUUACGAAGUGACGUGAGUGAAGUGAGGACCUUUACAAUAAUAAUUUUUGAUGUUUCUAACUUAAAAUUCAACAGCAUGUUCAGUGAAAACAUUAACCGAGUACAGUGUUGAGCACAAAUAUGUACGAAAUUGGUUAAACCUUAAACGAUCGUCUCCAACAUAAGCAUUGUAAUAUGUACCCUCAAAAUAAAAAUGAUGCGGUUACUGAAUCGACAAAUUCGUGUAUAUAUGACAGUCCCUGCGACCCGAAGGACAGUGAUUACGAGAAAUUGUUCGCUCCCAAUAAUGAACUGUCGGAGCCCUCGCGGUCCAGGUGCGACAGACUGAAGACGGGCUCCUCUUGUCAGGCCCUCAAGCAUGCAGUGGCCGCUCUCCAUCCUUGGGACGAUUUCCACAAGGAAAAAAUCGGCGAGGGCUUCUUCUCGGAGGUCUUCAAGGUGACCCAUCAGACGACCGGCCAAGUGAUGGUAUUGAAAGUGAACACCCGCCAUUCGAACCGCCGAAAUAUGCUCAAAGAAAUCCAACUGAUGAACCGCCUGUCGCAUCCCAACAUCCUCCGCCUGAUGGGCGUUUGCGUCCUGAAGGCGCAGCUCCACGCUCUCACCGAGUUCAUCGACGGCGGCUCCUUGCACCAGCUCAUCCACACCAGAUCGCUGGACAUCGAGCAGGAGAGGCGCAUCGAAAUCGCCAAAGACAUCGCCAGCGGCAUGGAGUAUUUGCAUUCGAAGGGCGUCAUACACCGGGACUUGACCAGUAAGAACGUUUUAAUAAAGCACUUCGACAUCGGCAAAUUUCAAGCGAUCGUCGGCGAUUUCGGCCUCUCCACCGACAUUCCCGAUCCCAAGGAGAAGAGGAAGCUGCCGAUCGUCGGCUCGCCCUAUUGGAUAUCGCCCGAGGGCCUCAAAGGCAAGUAUUACGACGAGCGCAGCGACGUCUUCAGCUACGGCAUCGUCCUGUGCGAAUUGAUAGCGCGCGUCGACGCCGAUCCCGACUACCUGCCCAGGACCGAUAACUUCGGCUUGGAUUAUCUCGCUUUUUCGGAACUUUGCGGCCCCAACGUUGUACCUGAUUUUUUAACCCUAGCCUUUAGAUGUUGUUCCGUCGAGCCGAAAAGCCGUCCGACGUUCUGCGAAAAUGUCCAGGCGCUCGGCGACAUUUUGAAGGAGCUGAAGAGCGUCGAAGAGCAGAAGGUCAGAAUAGCGAAUUGCGCGGCGAAGAGCGAGGAGCAAUUGCCCGUUCUCUCGGUGCAAUGUUGCGCGCCGCAACAUCGAAAAAUUACGCACCGACGGUCUCUUUCAGAGGACUCGUCCGUGCUGUCGCUGUUCGCGACGCCCAGCGACAAGGCGCGCCGGCACGCUCUCCUCAUGUGCCGCCAGGAUCCGCACUACAAGCCGAGCACCACCAACCCGUUCGCGGCGCUCGCCCAAUUCCAGGGCGUCCGCAAGAUCCUCGGCAACUUCUCCUCCUGCUGCGAGAUGCCCUGUCCGCUCGUCGAGACGGCCGACGCGCCGAAAUCGCUGCCCGGCUCGCCGUCGGCGUCGCGCAAGGCGGCCGGCGCCGCCCAAUCGCCGCUGUUCGUCCAUCCGCUGUACAGGGCCGGCUCCGGCUCCAAUCUGCUGGAGUUCGCCGGCGAGUCGGGCGCGGCGCUGCGCCGGCGCGGCUCGUGCGAAUCGGGUUUUUACUCUAGCGUGGGCGAGUGCCUGUCGUCGAACAGCCUGUGGGGCGACAGCGGCACCGCCGUCAGCUCGUUGCGAUCGCUCGACGAGCUGGAGCACGCCGAGCUGCAGGCGCUCUGCAAGCGCGCCUCGUCGAUCUACACGGACAGCAGCGAGGACGUGUCGAGCCUGACGAGCUGCGAUUGGCCCAACGAUCUGAAGCCCAAUAUAUCGAGCAUCGUGGAGUACUUCGAGCGGAAGGGGGCGAACCUGCGGCGGCACACGGGCGGCGUGAGGGGCGGCUUGCAGUUGAGCUCGAGGAUAGCCAGCUUGAGGCGGUCGUUGGACAACGCGGGAAAUUCGAGUGCGGGUGGUUCGUACUUGGUGCCGCAACGGCCGAAAUGUUCUAGGUUGGUGGUGUGCGAGGGAGCGGUCAGGUCUAAAUUGCCGCUGUUCGAUAAGAAGUAAACGUCUGAUUGUAUUUGGCGUUUCUGGAAAUGUGGUAGUCAAGUUAGGCUACAGUUACUAUGCAUGCCAAUUCUGAUGAAAAUUUGUUCUGACGAAGGUUUUUGUCGUUGUCAGUUUAAACACUCUUAUUAUAAACAAGGAGUUUGUUUUUUCGGACGAUUCAUCAGAAGUCGUCAGAACAAUUUUUCGUCAGAAUUCGAAUGCAUAGUAAUCGUAGCCUCUAAGGAAAUCGCGUAAAAGACUGAUUGAUUGUUAUUUUUAUUAUUCCUAUGUACAGUGUGCUCGAAAUGUUGUUCUUUGUGAGCAUAGGUUCAUUUGAUGAGCUCUAGGACGUUUUCGAUAAUUUUUGAAAUAACAUCGUAGGAAAAUGUGCAGCUUCACCGUUUACUGUAUUAGAAAUGCAAAUUUAACUUAAUGCGUUUCCAGGAAAUUGCAUUCUUCGAUUUAAUUUUUUUUUCUUCUAGUCAGAUGGUAUCUAAUGUUUGAAGGCCUAAGUGAUGAUAAAUUUUGAAAAAUGUUUUAUAUAGUAUUUUGUACAACAAUUGUAUAUAUACAUACAUAAUUCUACAGAUAGAUUAUGUGCAUAUUUCUGUGAGAAUAUUCGUUUUUUGCAUUAACAUACGCCCUUGGACUGAUUUAAAGUUUCUUUACCUAAUCAACCUAACCGAAAAAUACAGAUAAGUAUCAAAAUUGUUUCAUCCUGCUAUUGUAGCAUACCUAUUAUUAUCGAUUUGAUUUUGUUCCAUUUCUUUAUUAUGUAACUACAUUGUUUAAUUUAACAUUACACUACUCGUCGAGGAAAUACAUUUCGCCCAGUAUAUAAUUACUUAUUAUUAUGUUUGAAAUUAUUGUUUUAUUCAAUUGUAGUAUAUGUGAAAUAAUGCAUAAGUAUAAUUAUUUCAUACGUUUGCAGGAUAGAUCAGUAUUCUUUAAUAAUUAACGUGCUAAUUUAUUUGAAAAACUACUAUUUAUUUUAUUAAAAAACUCUUAGUGCAAUUCGCUGUUACUGAAUUUUAUUAAGUGAAAAAGGUUUAAUCAAAAGGAGGAUGAAGAUUGUUAAUUUAUUUGUUAUGGAACACAUCUGUAGAAUGCGAGUUUAAUUUAAGUAAUAUUAAUAAACGAUAUUUUAAUAAAACUAAUCCUCCUAAUUUGUAUAUUUUCUAAAAGUUUAGAUUGCGAGAGUAGGCAUGCCAAAUUUCUAAAUAACGGUUGUCCAAUUGAACACAUCUAUUAAUUCGGGAAUAAUUAAUAUUUCAAUUGCGCAGCCGCAUUGUCAGAAUAAAAACAAAAGCCAAGACUGAGACUUAGUUGACGUUGAAUAAAAUGACUAAUUACUAAUGUUCAAUACAGGGUGUCCCAAUGAAAAGUAGCCCAUUUAAUCGGCUUGUAAUUUUUAAUCGUCUAAUCAUAAAAACAUGCGGUGUUCGCAAAUAUAUUUAAUUUGCAUCGCCUGUACAGUGUACUUUAUCAAAAUCCCCUUUUUUCAAUCCACUUUUUCAAUAAAACGUAUCUUCUUACUCUAAACGGCUACUUUUCUUUGCGACACCCUGUAUAUUCCGACCUAUCUAAAACCUAGAAGGACUAAAGACAGUCCGGAUUGACUAUAAGAGUAUAAAAGGUAAUUUGAACCUUCGUUUUCGAUUGUAUUGUCAAUUUCAAUUGUGUAGAUUGUGUACAUUAAGCAUUAAAACGUGUUUAUUACAAAUUAUUGUAAUGAAAAACAAGAUGACUUAUGAUUUUGUGCAUUAUAUUAAUUAGUAUUUGAGACAAUUAUACACUUUUAAAUUAACAUGAUGAAUGGAUAACGCGGGAUAAUUUUUAAACGUUAAAGGCAACUAAAAUGAAAAUAUUAUAUCGCAAUAAAAUGAGUUGUGCGGAAAAUUUUCGCUAGGAAAUUCUAUUACGUUCUCAAUGACUGGAUUGAUUAGCAAUCGAGCGUUGAUUAAUCGACGAUUAUUUGGUGAAGUUGUUAUGUUAUUGUUGAAUAAUUGUGCGGUGAUUUAGACUGAAUAUUGUAAAUGUAAAUAAUCUUACUUGAAGUCCAAUAUUAGGGAAUCUACAGUUCUACCGAUUAAAACCAAUCAAAUGGGAAAAUUUGUUAACUUGUACGUGUCAUACUGAUGAAUGCUCAAUCGAUAAAGCUAAUAUUUUACAGGAGUCGCUAUAUUAACAGUUCCAAUUGAAUUAUAAUAAUUUGAAUUCUGCAUUUUUUU
Phyllotreta striolata is the source of this 4514-nucleotide messenger RNA. The record is from the annotation of a GenBank genome assembly. Lineage: Eukaryota; Metazoa; Arthropoda; Insecta; Coleoptera; Chrysomelidae.